AUGUCCCCAUCAAUAGUAGAGAUCAUGUCCACCCCACCACCUCUUUCGCCUUCUUCCUCUUCUAUGACAUACUCAUCUUCCUCGCCUACCACGCCCAAUUCACCAAGUAAAUUGAUAUUCUUCCCUCAACCACUUAGCUUCGAUCACGACGACGAAGAGGAAGAUGUAUUCGCUGCUACACCUUCCUCAUAUAGGAAUCAAUCACUGGCCAAGCGGAAAAUCAAUGACGAUUUCAGUUCAUUGGCUUUUGGAUUGGGAGGAAUAGACAAGUUACCUGAUGAACCAUUCUAUCCCAGUACUUCAAUUACAUUCAGAGAUAUCGAUCCUCUUCCUGCUAUACCUCUCAAUGCUACACAACACCCCUCUUCAGGUAGUCGUGGUGGUACGAAUGGAAAUCAGCUACUUCCCUCAGCUAUACCGUAUAGCAACUCAGGUAUCUCGCAGCCUGUCGAAACGCAAAAGGAAAAACGAAAACCAUUCGGACACACUUUCCUACCACCUUUACCACCCCAACAAAAAGGUGUACCCACACCUCUACUUCCCAUGGGAUUCUUACCUCCUCCUUCAUCUUGGCGACCACCUUCCAGCCGAUCUCCUACAAAAUCACCUUUAAGAAGGACCGAUUCGGAUGUCCUCCUUCCUUCUGAAGCUGACAUCCAGGCUGAGGAACUCAAAAGACCAAUCAAGUUUAAUGGACAUGUGAGGAAGAGCUCGAACGAUUCUGAAAUGACCAUCAAGUUAGGUAAUGGGUUCGUAGCUUUGGGUGUAUCUCCGCCUCAGGACUUUGAUGAUGGUGACAGUGGUGAUUUUCAUUCCCAACCUCAAAAACCGAUGAGCAUCAACACUUAUGGACAUGGAUAUGGUAUUGAACCAAGAUCAAAACCCAAUAUCUCAAGGACUGUGAGUCAACGCGAUCCGAUAGCUGUACGACAAGAAGGUUAUUCGGGUGGAAGUGGGAACGGCAAUAGAUAUAGAUCAUCCUCAACAACCGAUAUCAAUCCCAAAUCACCGCCGCAACCUUCCUCACCCACACCGUACUCGUAUAAACCACAUGUAUCUUCACCUUUGAACCAAAAUGGUAGACCCACUUCGCCAAUCCCAUUUGCAAUAGAUGAAGACUACUUCCAACCCCAAUGGCAAGCUACGAUCGGGAGUCGAUUCACCAGACCUGUAUCACCUUCUUUACCAGAAGAUCUCCUUACGCCACACGCACAUAAUAUCUAUGUGCACCAAACAUUGUCAUCAGCACCUAAACGACCCAAAUCACCUACGACCGCCAGAGAUUCCCUGAACGCGGUUCUGACAAGACACCCUAAAUAUGAGGAUGGUGAUGAUGCGGAAGGGUACGAAGAAGAUUCAUUAGAUAGACUGAUCAGGAAUGCUCAAAGAUUCGAAUCUGGUUCUUCAUCGUAUUUCCCCAAUACACCACCUGAAUCACCUUCAGCCCAUCCUUAUAUUUUACCUCUAUCUUCCAACUCCAAUGUGAUCAAGUCUAAAUCCAAGUCAAAUGGGAAGAGGGGAUUCCCAAUACUCAAAUCACUUUUCCCACCUUCGCCACCACCUUCUUCACCAUCUAUGAAUGGUACUGCCUCUCCUGAGGUCGAAGACAAUGAUAGACCGAAUGAGAAUGCGUAUGGCCAAUGUCAAAGUUCCUUUGAUGUGAACAAAGUCAACGAGAGGUUGAAGACUCAAAGAGGUAGAAUAUGUUUUGAAGAGUUGGAAGGCGUCGGUCAACCUUUCUUCGAGCAUGAGAAUGAAGAUGAGGGGGUGGGAUAUAGACAAGGAAUGAAGCGUGGUACACAUCAGAAUGGAAAGAAAGAUGUAUUCAGACCUGGUACGGGAAGAAGGUGGACAUUACCUUUCUAG
Messenger RNA from Kwoniella mangroviensis CBS 8507, 1866 nucleotides. RefSeq lists its product as uncharacterized. The record is from RefSeq and is a predicted model, not a curated record. Bases 1 to 1866 code for a protein of 621 amino acids. Lineage: Eukaryota; Fungi; Basidiomycota; Tremellomycetes; Tremellales; Cryptococcaceae. The transcript has 2 exons.